Messenger RNA from Brenthis ino (lesser marbled fritillary), 2079 nucleotides. The record is from the annotation of a GenBank genome assembly. NCBI's taxonomy places the organism in Eukaryota, Metazoa, Arthropoda, Insecta, Lepidoptera, Nymphalidae.
AUGGAAUCUUGGUCGGAUUUGUGUCGUUGCUGUCUUGCUCCAGAUUCUGAAGUGUCACUGUUUGAUGCCGACGACAACGUACGAGAGAAGUUCUCUCAAAUAACUACUAUUGAGCCGAGAGAAGAUGAUGGGUUACCUCAAAGGCUAUGUGGUGACUGUUUUACCUUAAUGACUUCAGCAUAUCAAUUUCGUAUGCAGUGUAUGAAAGUAGAUAAAGAAUUGAAACUGCAAUUAGAAUCGUUAAUAAACCAAGUGAAAGACGAAGGCCUAUUGGAAAUGUCAUUUUCCCAAAUAGAAACCCAGCUUAAAGCUAACGAGGAUAUGACAAUAGAAGAUCUUGCCAAAGAAUCCUUUAAACAGCUAGAAUCUAUAAUAAAAAAAGAACCUAACGACAGUGAUGAUGACUAUUACUAUGUAGUAGUUGUUGAUAACCCAAAAGAUGAUAAGUCAGAUGAUGAAACAUAUGCAGAUGCACCCGUAGAAACUAUAACAAAGGAAAAUAAUAUAGAUGAAGUAAAUACAAAUGCCAAUCAAUUUGAAACUACCAUAGAUUCAUUUCUCGUAUCUCAUCCAAAAGUAACUACAAACGUACCAGACACUAUACUAGAAAAUGAAGAACCUGAGAAUGAUGACCACUUUGAUCAAGCAAUGGAUGUUGAUAUCAAUCAUAUUCAAGAAGAUGUGGCCAUUAAUGAGGACUCCCAAGAGAAACCUCAUGAAUUCUCAAUACCAAUUACAAAUGAUAUGAUACAAAACCUCCCAAACUCUAAGAACUUUAUCAAAAUCCUCACACCAUCUGGUGCAGAAAGGACUAUUUUGCUCAAAAGUGACGAUGGCAUUAAAUAUUAUACUGGAACAGAUGCUUUGAAGCUUGAUGGAGAUUCUAUGUCACAAGAAGUUAUUUUAUAUGAAGGGGACGACUCCCCGCAGUUUCAGUUAGUUAAAUGUGAUGGGUCCGAGUUAGUUAUAGAGUAUGCUGAUGACAGCGAAAUUGCAACUGUAUUACAACAAGAGGAUGGCACUUUUUUGUGUGAUUGUGGAGAACAGUUUGAUGACAUAGAGAAUUAUGAAAAGCAUCAAUAUAAGCACAAUCCAGCUGGAGAUCAUUUGUGCAAUUUAUGCGGCAAAGGUUUUGAAACGGCUGAAAUUUUAACUGGGCAUAUGCUUUUGCAUACCAAUCCCACAGGUGCUCUUGUAAGCUGUCCAUUCUGUCAUCAGAAUGUCAAAAGAAAUACUUUAACACAACAUAUCAAGUAUAUACAUAGUACUAAGCCGCAGUGCAAAGUCUGCUCAAAGACCUUUGCUAAUCAGAACAACUUGAAACGCCAUAUGAUGAUACACAGUGGUAUCAAGGAGUUUGAAUGUGACAUCUGUCAGAAACGGUUUCACCAAAAAAUAACAAUGCAAACACACAGACUAACACACAUCAGUCCUUUCACAUGCAGUCAGUGUGGCAUCAAGUUUGAAAACAAAUCUGAUUUAACGACACACAAAGGCACAGAUGAAUGCUCAAAGUCAAGGAUAAUGAAAGUUAAGGAAGAGUUAAUGAAAACUGUUAGACAAGAAGUAACUACAGAUCACGGGAAAUUGUUAGGUUAUGCCUGUUCACUAUGUAAGAAGAUGUUCUCAGUCGAAUCAGCAUUAGAACAGCAUGUUGAAAGUACUCAUAUUGUGGAAUCAGAUUUGCCAAAUGAUAAAAAUCUAAAGAAAACUAACAAAAGAUUCGAAUGUUGUAUCUGCGGCAAAGGAUGUACGAGUCAGGCCAUGUUGAUAAUGCACGAAAGGGUCCACACUAAUGAGAGACCAUUCCCAUGUCAACUCUGUUCCCUGAGAUUCAAAACUAAAACCCAUUUGAGAACCCAUCAGCUAACUCACACUCGGGAAAAGAAGUUCGGUUGCUCAGUUUGUAUGAAGUUCUUUGCUCUAAAAGGGAAUUUGGUGGUACAUUUAAGAACACAUACUGGUGAAAGACCUUACGUUUGCUCAAUAUGCAGUGAAGCAUUUAUAGAUUCUAAAUAUCUUAAAAAACAUAAGCAAAAAAAGCAUGCAAUUGAAAAUGUGCCGUGGGAUAAAUAUGAA